CGUGUUCGCGCCGACGCACACGUUUUCUGGAUUUAUUGGCGUGAUCUUUCCCUGGAUUAUUUGGCGGAUUUAUUUCGAUUCACUGGAUUACUGGUGCAGUGUGGUGCCGUGGAUGUGUUUGGGGAUUACAAGGAUCGGCUACGAUGGUGCCUCACAGUAGCAGUAGCCACGAGAUGACGCACGGAGGCCGAAGACAGCAGUUCGGAUCGCUCAAAGUGGAUGUCAACUCGCCGACGCCGUACACGGACGCUACACAGUGCAAGAAAGUGACCAAUCACAUCAAGCGUCCCAUGAAUGCCUUCAUGGUAUGGAGCCAGAUAGAACGGCGCAAGAUAUGCGAACAAGAGCCCGAGACGCACAACGCAGAAAUCAGUAAACGUCUUGGCAUGCGCUGGAAGCACCUGUCAGACGUCGAACGUAGGCCCUACAUAGAGGAAGCCGAGCGACUGCGUCUUCUCCACAUGCAGGAAUAUCCCGACUACAAGUACAGGCCACGCAAGAAGGCAAAGAUCGCAUGUAAGCCUCAAGAAAAAUCCCACUGUUCUAAAUUGAGUAAGAAAUCGAGCCAUCAAAGAGCAGCGCGACGAUCGUCUGCUAUGCCAACUGUCACAACACACCAUCCGCUCAAACUGAAGCUCACAAUCGACGACAAACUCAAGAAGAGCAUACGACAGAGCAAACACGUACCGCUUUACGUGGGUCAGCUGACGCCACCGGCGAAGGUGCCGUCAUCGCCGACUGCAGACGAACCGGCGUCCCCGGAAAGCACAAACGUCAGUCUCUACGAAGACAUGGUGGUUGAUGUGAAGCCCUGCAUCGUUGGACUGGUUUCAUCUCCUUCACCUUCGUCGUCGUCCUCGUCAUCGUCGUCGUCCUCAUCUUCAGUGUCUUCCGUCCACUCACGUCCUUAUGCUGAUAGCUCGACGCAACUGUCCGACCUGGACGCCCUGACGGAGGUGUUUGACCUCGCUUCCAGCUGUCAACAGGAGAUGUCGCACUUCAAUCUGACGUCGUUGGGUGAUAUGGACGCUAUGGACUCUGCCAGUUCCAGCUCAGGGACGCAUUUCGAGUUUCCGGACUAUACAGCGCCCGAAGUCACUUCCAUAUUGGGCGUCGACUGGCUUUCCAAUGGUGUAGACUGUUGAAAAAGCCUCUCUAAACCAUCGCGCCACUGAUGGGUCAGUGACGGCGGUAUUUUUAGUUUUUUUUCUUAGCCCUCCUGUCAUUUGGAACGAGUAAAAAAUGGUGAGGCGGUUUUUUUUUUCUCCUCAUCGAACGCAGGAUCUCAUGGUUUGUCGGUAUAGGGGAACAAAAAAAAAAGCUCGUUGUACAUAGUUGUUAUAUCAGAAAAGCGUUUCCCUAUUCUCGAACACCACCAACUCUGGUCACCGUAAGUCAGCCCUCGCCUCUUUAUUAUUUGUUCUUAAAAAUUGCUGGUAACAAGGAAAGUGCAGUGGUCUCUGAAUGCGGUCGAUUCUCCUUAGACGUUUCGUACCAAACUAUGUGCAGCUGUGUCACGACGCGCGGGAAGUUAACGUUCAACGGUAAAGCAAAUUUCUGAACAGGAGGAUAAAGAAACGGAAAGAAAAAGACAAAAAAAAGUGUGUGCGCAUUUAGUUGCUUGUAGCCGUGUAUACUUAAGAGGAGGAAUCACUUUCUUGUGGGGGUGGGGGUAUCUGAUUUAUCUUUUGCUUACAGUAGCCUACUAUCUAUUCGCACAUUUCCUGGAAUUCUAAAAAAAAAAUAAAGCCCGAUCCCAGAUGUCCGAAAGCCAAGCCAUAGCGCGACUGGCGAACCUCUCCCGCUUAAAAGGAAUGCAUCUUCUGUGCGGAUGCUUUUCUAUCUCCUUUUUUUUCUAAUUAAUGCAGCAACAAAGAAAAACAACCCUCAGAGAUACUUGUGGUUCUCUCUUCAAAAUUGUCGACUUGGUUGCCACCAUAUGGGCAAUCUUUUCUGUAAAAAUAAGUGUUUUUAUGGAGUCAUAAACAUCCUGUUAACCGUCCGCGUUUUCGAAGACGUUUAUUUUUACCGAGUACUUACAUAUACUGGGCAUUAGAUAAGCAAUUUCUUGUAUCGGGUGUUUAUGCUUGACGCACGCGGGUUCCGUGCAUAGAAUGGCAGUGAUUCUGUUGUGUGUAUGCCUGGUUUAUUAGUACUCACGUUGGAGGAUCAAAGUUCUUUGUAGGCAGCUGUAGAACUGUGUGUAUGUUCGUGUGCUGAAGGUCGGUUGGCUUCCAGUGUGUUCUCGCGCCCCAGCACAGACAAUAAUCAUUGUUGUAAAUAAGCGCAUGUGUUUUCACUGUUCCUUUGUGAGAUACUUUGGGCAAAAGUGUUUGCUGUGGGACACAAGUGUGUGUUGUGUGCAAGUGUAUGUGGGAACUUUUGUGUACUUUUUUUUUUUUUGUGAGCGUGUCUGCUCCUGAAGUGAAUGGCCGUCAGUGGGCCACAUUGUCCAUAGUAUAUAUAUAAUUAUACAUUCAUAGAUAUAUUUGUACAUUUUAUGAAAUGCGAAAAAAAAAAAAGAUUUGUAUUAUAGUGCGCAGAGUUCACCCAAUUUUUUUAGUACACAGUGAAAUAAAUACAUUGUGCCAUUGAA
Molecule: messenger RNA, 2596 nt
Organism: Ornithodoros turicata
Lineage: Eukaryota; Metazoa; Arthropoda; Arachnida; Ixodida; Argasidae
Product: transcription factor SOX-11-like
Exons: 1
Coding region: 144-1145 (333 amino acids)
Biological process (GO): cell differentiation; anatomical structure morphogenesis; regulation of DNA-templated transcription
Molecular function (GO): DNA-binding transcription factor activity, RNA polymerase II-specific; RNA polymerase II cis-regulatory region sequence-specific DNA binding
Source: RefSeq, a predicted model, not a curated record